AGCUGCUCGCUUGUGAUUGGUGUAUUUUUCAAUCAGCCUGUUGAAGGUUAAGGUGGUCACUUGUUGUUCGUAAUGGCGGCUGCGAGGUUUGCUGUUUUGGCCAACUGGCGAGCUCAGCGAGGUGACAGUCUGCCACGGCUGCUGCUUGCAAAAUGUAAACAUAGAGGAUAUUCAUCUGGGCCCACAUUAAAUGAAGUGGUCAUUGCAAGUGCAGCCAGAACCCCUGUUGGUUCAUUUAAGGGAUGUCUAUCCUCAUUAACAGCCACUCAGCUUGGUUCAAUUUCAAUAAGAGCUGCCAUUGAAAGAGCAGGGAUUCCUCCAGAAGAAGUGAAAGAGGUGUACAUGGGAAAUGUUUUACAGGCUGGGGAAGGGCAAGCUCCUGCUAGACAAUCUGCCCUUGGCGCAGGCUUGCCAGUCUCCACACCUGCAACAACAGUCAACAAGGUCUGUGCCUCUGGAAUGAAAUCAAUCAUGCUGGCAGCACAAAGUCUUAUGUGUGGACAUCAGGAUGUAAUGGUUGCUGGUGGGAUGGAGAGCAUGUCCAAUGUACCAUAUGUGAUGGGCAGAGAAGCACCAGUUUAUGGAGGUGUAAAAUUGGAGGACCUGAUUGUGAAGGAUGGGUUAACGGAUGUCUACAACAAAAUUCAUAUGGGUAACUGUGCUGAGAAUACAGCCAAGAAGUUUAAUAUUUCACGUGAAGAGCAAGAUGCUUACGCAAUUAGUUCAUAUACUAAGAGCAAAGCAUCUUGGGAUUCAAAGACGAUGGCAAAAGAAGUGGUUUCUGUCAGCGUUCCACAAAGAGGUAAACCAGAUCUAGUGAUCAGUGAAGAUGAAGAAUACAAACGUGUGGAUUUCGCUAAAGUUCCAAAAGUAAAACCAGUCUUCCAGAGAGAAAAUGGUACAAUUACAGCUGCCAAUGCAAGUACCUUAAAUGAUGGAGCAGCUGCUUUGGUACUGAUGACUGCAGAAGCUGCUAACAGACUAAAUGUUACACCAAUGGCAAGGAUUGUAGGUUUUGGAGAUGCAGCUGUUGAUCCAAUAGACUUUCCAAUUGCUGUUGCUUUUGCUGUACGAAAGCUCCUUGCGACAACUGAUAUAAAGAAGGAAGAUAUUACAAUGUGGGAGAUUAAUGAAGCUUUUAGUGUUGUUGUUCUGGCUAACAAUAAAAUGUUAGAGAUUGAUCCUCAGAAAGUAAACAUCAAUGGCGGAGCAGUAUCUCUCGGUCACCCCAUUGGAAUGUCUGGAACAAGAAUUGUUGGUCAUAUGGUUUACAAUCUAAAACCUGGAGAAUAUGGCAUGGCUGCAAUCUGUAAUGGAGGCGGUGGUGCUUCUUCAAUACUAAUUCAGCGCUUGUAAUAUACUGUUGUGAUUAAAGGGCUAAGCACUAAACAUUGUCACUGAACAAUGAUGUAUGAAACAAAACUUUGUAAUCAUUUGGGAAUGAAAAUUGGAUACAGUUUCUGGUGUCAAGAAAAUCAGUUCUUCUCAAUUGGUGGCAGAUCUGAUUUAAGGAAGUACUGCAGAAAUAAUUUAAUAAAGACUGAAAUAUGCCUAUUACAAGUUUUAUAUUGUACUUCAACGGAAUUAUGUUAAGUGCAGUCUGAUUGAUCAGUGCAAAUGUUUUGUUUCAGAAGUUAACUUUAUCCAAAUUUAAAAUCACUGUGGCCUUCCAUUAAUUUUAUUGAGUUGAGUAUACGUUUACUCAAAAUGAACUUUACAAGAUUUACUUAAAUUUGCAUAAGUAUAUGAAAAAGGCAGAUGUUUUCUGUAGGUCUAUUGUGAUUAAAUGAAUGGUAAGCCUCAAUGUUCUUCUGCUGCUUCUGCUUAAGAGGUGGUAGUGAAAUUUGAAUUUAAUAAAAAUCUCAAAUUAAAAGUCUGAAAAUUACCAUGAAA
Molecule: messenger RNA, 1893 nt
Organism: Carcharodon carcharias (great white shark)
Lineage: Eukaryota; Metazoa; Chordata; Chondrichthyes; Lamniformes; Lamnidae
Gene: acat1
Product: acetyl-CoA acetyltransferase 1
Exons: 12
Coding region: 73-1356 (427 amino acids)
Biological process (GO): fatty acid beta-oxidation
Molecular function (GO): acetyl-CoA C-acetyltransferase activity
Source: RefSeq, a predicted model, not a curated record